Messenger RNA from Gadus macrocephalus (Pacific cod), 2042 nucleotides. It is a transcript of the gene sugct, whose product is annotated as succinyl-CoA:glutarate-CoA transferase. The transcript is spliced from 13 exons. The record is from RefSeq and is a predicted model, not a curated record. The coding region runs from base 143 to 1252 and encodes 369 amino acids. NCBI's taxonomy places the organism in Eukaryota, Metazoa, Chordata, Actinopteri, Gadiformes, Gadidae. Gene Ontology annotation, molecular function: catalytic activity.
UGUCUAGUAGAGCACAUCACGGUCAAGUGACAGCCGCACAAACGGAUUCCUAACGUUAAUGAACUCAAUUUGUCAAUUCCAUUUCAUCUUUACUUAACUAAACCGCUACCUUAUCUAGUACUCGGAGCUCGUUGGGGUCAGUAUGAGGACGUCAACAAGAGGGUUAAACAUUGCUUUCUACAGUCUGGUACCCCAAUGUUUGCCAAGUCAACACCGAGCUGUGUAUAUUGCUGCGCAGAGAGGGUAUUCCUGCACACACACAGCAGAAGCCUUUCGACCACUAGAGGGAGUCAGAGUUCUAGAUCUGACAAGAGUGCUGGCUGGCCCCUUUGCCACUAUGAUCCUGGGGGACCUCGGGGCUGAGGUCAUCAAAGUAGAGAAACCAGGAGCUGGUGAUGACACAAGGGCCUGGGGACCCCCUUUUGUCAAUACCGAAAGCGCUUAUUUCCUCAGUGUUAACCGCAACAAAAAAAGCGUGGCGGUGGACCUGAAACACUCUAGAGGAGCCCAGGUCGUCCUGGAGCUGGCAGCAGUGUGUGAUGUGCUCGUGGAGAACUACCUCCCAGGGAAGCUCCAUCAGAUGGGUCUGGGAUACGAGCACCUGAAAGCAGCCAAUCCAAAGCUGGUCUACUGCUCCAUCUCAGGUUUUGGGCAGACAGGCCCUCAGUCCAAAAGCCCGGGCUAUGAUUCCAUUGCGUCUGCACUUUCUGGGAUGAUGCACAUCACUGGACCAGAGGAAGGUGAACCGGUGCGACCCGGCGUCGCCAUGACGGAUCUGGCAACCGGCCUGUACGCGCACGGAGCCAUCAUGGCUGCCCUGCUGCAGAGAUACAGGACGGGCAGAGGGGCACACAUCGACUGUAACCUGCUGUCCUCACAGGUGGCCUGUCUCAGCCAUAUAGCCUCCAACUAUCUGAAUGCAGGGAAGGAGGCGCAGCGCUGGGGGACAGCACAUGAGAGCAUCGUACCCUACCAGGGUUUCAAGACAAAAAACGGAUACAUCGUCGUAGCCGCCGGAAACGACAAGCAGUUUGUCAAAGUGUGUCACGUACUCCACCUGACAGAACUAACAGAGGACUCAAACUACCAAACCAACAAACUCAGAGUGAAACACAGAAAACCUCUGCUACACAUUCUAUCCCAGAGGUUCCUUGAGAUGGAUACAGCUGAUUGGCUGAGGGAGUUUGAGGGGUCAGGUGUUCCCGUUGGACCAAUCAACAGCAUACAGGAAGUGUUUUCAAGCCCUCAGUAGUUCUACAAAUGGAUGUUUGACAGCGGACGGACACCAUACACCAUGGGCUGGGCCAAUGUUCCAGUACGUGGAUGUAGGAUGGAUCCAUGUGUGAUUGGUGGAUGGAUGGAUAGAGGAGCAGGUGAGAUGGAUGGUUGGCUGACGAAUCUGGAGCGAUGGAUGAUUAAUCACCGGAUGGAUGGUCUAAUAGAUGUAUUGUGGAGGAGAAUGAGAGAUCCCGGACCAUCCAGCAUGGCCCACAAUGAGUUCUGGAGGGCUUGUUGUCCAGAAGGCUGGCCACCACAUUAGUCUGGCUCCCAAAGUCUUCCAUUGAUGUGGCCAGCAAGAGUAGAAUGUUAAAUAUGUGGGUAUGUGUAUGCGUGCGUGUUUGUGUGUUUGUUUAAUGUUUGUGUGUCUGUGUGUGUGAGAGAAUGUGCCUUGAGGACUACAGCUUUCUGCACCACCUGCCAUGGUUGUGCUAUAACGAUGAGUCAGUAUGUUUGUGUGCAUUUGACCUUGUAUGUGUUCGGACUGUCUGUGUCUGUUUAUCGGUUUGUGCGUGUGUGGGUGUGGCAUGUGCCUUUGUCUGUUUGGUAGCAUCUCUGCCCUUAUAUGUUUGAUUUUAAGAUUUUUUCUGGCCUAUUCUGUGACAGAAAAUAUAAAGACAAAAAUAGAAAUGUUUAAUUCUACAGAAUAAUUGGCACCUUCUUGAAAAUAAAUGAGCAAUUAUGUCCAAUGUUGUGUCAAUUUAUUAUAAAGCUCACUAUUUAGCCCUUGAUGGUCAUUCUUUUCUGACAGAAACAGGUAGAGG